GAAUAAUAAUAUAAAAUGGCGCCUUUGCUUUGCUUGUAAACAUUCGGCGGGUUAAUUAAAUGACCAUCUAAAUUCAGCAAAUUGUCGUCGAUUUCCUGAGAUUUCAACUAUAUAGGGCCGUGUUAUUCAAACGAUGGCCACUCCAGCCGUCAUCACUCAAGAAUUGUCUCCGAUUUACGCAUCUUUAUUAGGAUUAGCAGAAAAAUUUAGGACUACUAAUCCUCCAAAUUAUAAAGCAUGUAUUCAGUGCCUAAGGAGUAUUUUAUCCUUCAAGUUACAUCCAAGAUUGGAAGCACGGACGAAUUAUCAAUUGGGAUCAAUUUUAUUUAAGCAAACAAAUAAUAUCGACUUGGCGCAAAGGCAUCUAGAAACUGCUUGGCAGCUAAGCCAAAGUGUUUUAGAUGAUAGUGUAAUAUUUGAAACUGCUUCGACACUUGCCAAACUGUACAUUUCUCAGGGAAAUACUGAAGAUUCUAAGGCAAUUUUAAGGACAGCUAUUGAUAGAUCUGGUCAAUUUCCGUAUUGGCAUUGUCUACUUUUGCUGCAGGUGUCGGAAAACUUUAUAGCUGAUUAUCAGUAUGAUGUUGCUGUUCAAAUGCUGUCAAUCGGAAGUGAUUUCGCUGCAUCUCAUAGAUCGUUUUAUACUCAAGGCUUGUUUUUGUUAAGUAAAGCUAUGGUACUUCUUAUGGGGAAGAAACUGGAUCAAAUUCCAACUGCUAUGGCUGCGUCUGCUAGAUGUAUUGAGCAAAUGACUUCCCAAUAUCAUCGAGAGAGUCUACGUACUUUUUACCUCUUUUUGGAUGUCUAUCAAUAUUUAAUUACUGGAAAGGUAAAAUCAUGCAAACCGUCUUUAAAGCAACUGCAGCAAACUAUACAAACUUUAACUAAUAUGCCUGAAGAAGAUACAAUGAAUUAUAAUCCAAUUGACAAGUUUCAUUGGAUGCCAAAGGAUCAAAUAUGCGUUGUUGUAUAUUUGGUAACAAUUAUUCAUUCACUGCAAGCCGGUUGUGUAGAAAAGGCUUCGAAGUAUACCGAAAAAGCCCUUAGUCACGUAAACAACUUGAAAGCUGCUGGAGCAGUGGAUAGUCCUUUACUGAAAUCAAUGGAAUUGUUCCUAUUUGAACAAGUCAUACAAUGUAAGAUUAUAUCUGGUAAUCAAUAUGAAGCAAUUAAAGGAAUCAUGCACGCCAGUAAUCAUGUUUCUCAAUCAGCUCCAAGAUUGUUUCGCACUCAUAGUUCUCAACUUCAUACUUUAAUCGGAUUAUAUGCGAUGUCAAUGAAUUGUAUGGAUGCUGCAGAGGCUCAGUUUAGUCUGGCUAUUAAAAGUGCUGAUAAAGAAUUAGCAACGUUUAUCAGACUAAAUCUAGCUAUAUGCUAUUUAAAAAUGAAUCGUCAAGCAGAAGUUGUAAGCUUACUAGAGAAAUGUGACAAUCACGUUGCUUGCAAUCAAGAUAAUCAAAGUGUCAAAGCCUCAACGUUAUACGUCAAAGGUUUACAGGCAUUUUUUGAAAGAAGAUACCACGAUGCUAAACGAGUUCUAAGGGAAUCAAUCAAGAUUGCUAAUGGCGAGGAAUUAAACCGAUUAACUGCAUGUGGAUUAGUUCUGCUUGGUCAUAUAUUUUGUGACCAAAGUAACUCUACGGAGGCAUUAAACAUGAUUAAUCCAGCAAUGCAGUUAGCAGCGAAAAUACCUGAUAAUCAUGUCCAGCUAUGGGCAUCUUUUCUACUUAAAGGAAUUUAUGAAAAAUGUGGAAAUCAACAAAGUUCGAUCGAAUAUAGUAGCUUGUACAAACAAUUCAGUGAACUUUUAUUAAACGAUUACUUGAACGCUGGCGGGCAACCUGAACAUAAACUCAUCGAAUGGCUUGAUGGUUCACCCCCUGUAUUUACAUCUCAGCCUAUAUCAACUCAUCAAAGCGCGCGUCCAUAUUAACUGGAGUAUUCUUAAAUAAUACUACUGUUUUUCGUUGUUGUGGUCAGUAAGUUAGUUAAUGUUUUGACUCGAGCACUCUUUGUAGAAAAUUCGCAGUGGUCAUAUUUUUUUCUUCUUUAAAAUCCCCUCCCCUCCUCCCCCCCCCCUCAUCCUAUUUCCUCCUUUCCUCCCUCUGUACUCAAGUAUAAAUUUUUACUUUUUACAAGAAUAUCAAUGUUUUAUUUUCAAAAAGAUUAAAAUAUAUUUUCUAAAGAUAUUACCGUUUAUUAACUAUUUACUAUUUAUCUAUUACUGUUUGUCAUUUUUCUUAAAAAAAAGAAAAAAAAGCACAUUAUUAAUGAUAUAUCCUAACAUAAAUGAAAUAUAUUAUUACACGUUUUAUUUAUUUGUUCUACGUAUUAUUAAUUAUGAGCGAAUUGUAUUAUUAGUUUUUUAAAUAUAGGG
Dimorphilus gyrociliatus is the source of this 2377-nucleotide messenger RNA. NCBI's taxonomy places the organism in Eukaryota, Metazoa, Annelida, Polychaeta, Dinophilidae. The record is from the annotation of a GenBank genome assembly.